Anolis sagrei ordinatus is the source of this 4408-nucleotide messenger RNA. It is a transcript of the gene TP63, whose product is annotated as tumor protein p63. Gene Ontology annotation, molecular function: protein binding; RNA polymerase II cis-regulatory region sequence-specific DNA binding; DNA-binding transcription factor activity, RNA polymerase II-specific. The record is from RefSeq and is a predicted model, not a curated record. Gene Ontology annotation, cellular component: nucleus. NCBI's taxonomy places the organism in Eukaryota, Metazoa, Chordata, Lepidosauria, Squamata, Anolidae. Gene Ontology annotation, biological process: regulation of transcription by RNA polymerase II; apoptotic process; protein tetramerization.
AAGCGGGUCCUCAAGACAGAGAGAGAGAUUGUGCCAGCGGGCCAUCCGUUCUGGCACCUGCUGCAAAGUAGGGUCUCUUUGGGGGGUGGGAUCAAGGGGGGCACGAGCCCUGGCGCCCGAGGAGAGGACCACCGCCCUGCGAAACCUCGCCGCAAACAUGUUGUACCUCGAGAAUAAUGCCCAGUCCCAAUACAACGAGCCACAAUACACCAACCUGGGGCUGCUCAACAGCAUGGACCAGCAGAUCCAGAACGGCUCCUCGUCCACCAGCCCCUACAACACGGAGCAUGCGCAGAACAGCGUCACGGCGCCCUCGCCCUAUGCGCAGCCCAGCUCCACCUUCGACGCCCUCUCCCCGUCCCCCGCCAUCCCCUCCAACACAGACUACCCCGGGCCUCACAACUUCGACGUCUCAUUUCAACAGUCCAGCACUGCCAAGUCAGCCACCUGGACGUACUCCACCGAACUGAAGAAGCUCUACUGCCAGAUUGCCAAGACGUGUCCCAUCCAGAUCAAGGUGAUGACCCCUCCGCCGCAGGGGGCCGUCAUCCGCGCCAUGCCCGUCUACAAGAAAGCCGAGCAUGUCACCGAAGUGGUCAAGCGCUGCCCCAACCACGAACUCAGCCGGGAGUUCAACGAGGGUCAGAUUGCACCCCCGAGCCAUCUCAUCAGAGUGGAGGGCAACAGCCAUGCCCAGUAUGUGGAAGACCCCAUCACUGGGAGGCAGAGCGUCCUGGUGCCCUAUGAGCCCCCCCAGGUUGGCACGGAAUUUACUACCGUGUUAUAUAAUUUUAUGUGCAACAGCAGCUGCGUUGGGGGCAUGAACCGGCGUCCUAUCCUUAUCAUCGUGACACUUGAAACAAGAGAUGGACAAGUCCUGGGCCGCCGGUGCUUUGAGGCUCGGAUCUGCGCCUGCCCUGGAAGGGACCGGAAAGCCGAUGAAGACAGCAUCCGGAAGCAGCAAGUCUCCGACGGCACAAAGAACGGUGACGGUACGAAGCGCCCUUUCCGGCAGAGCACCCACGGCAUCCAGAUGACCUCCGUCAAAAAGCGACGCAGUCCAGACGAUGAGCUCUUAUACUUGCCGGUUCGAGGCCGGGAGACAUACGAGAUGCUGCUGAAGAUCAAGGAGUCCCUGGAGCUGAUGCAGUACCUCCCUCAGCACACGAUUGAGACCUACAGGCAGCAGCAGCAACAGCAACAGCAGCACCAGCACUUGCUGCAGAAACAGACCUCCUUGCAGUCCCCCUCGUCCUACGGCUCCAGCUCCCCUCCGCUGGGCAAGAUGAACAACGUGAACAAGUUGCCCUCGGUCAGCCAACUCAUGAACCCGCAGCAGCGCAAUGCCCUGACGCCCACCUCCCUCCCGGACAGCAUGGGAGCCAACAUUCCCAUGAUGGGGCACAUGGCCAUGGCCGGGGACAUGAAUGGGCUGAGCCCCACGCAGGCGCUGCCCCCUCCGCUCUCCAUGCCCUCGACUUCCCACUGCACCCCGCCGCCUCCCUACCCCACAGACUGCAGUAUUGUCAGUUUCUUAGCAAGGCUGGGCUGUUCUUCCUGCGUGGAUUAUUUCACGGCGCAAGGGCUGACCACCAUCUAUCAGAUUGAACACUACUCCAUGGAUGAUCUGGUGAGCCUGAAAAUCCCGGAGCAGUUCCGCCAUGCCAUUUGGAAAGGCCUCAUGGACCACCGGCAGCUCCACGACUUCUCCCCUGCAACGCCCCACCUCCUGCGCACCCCCAGCGGCGCCUCCACUGUCAGCGUGGGCUCCUCCGAAACCCGCGGAGAGCGGGUCAUCGACGCCGUGCGCUUCACGCUCCGCCAGACCAUCUCCUUCCCGCCCCGCGACGAGUGGAACGACUUCAACUUCGACCUGGAUGCCCGCCGGAACAAGCAGCAGCAGCGCAUCAAGGAGGAAGGGGAGUGAGGCUCCCGCGACGCUCAUGGCAUCCCUCGCAAGCGCAUGAGUCUAUGGACCUCUUGCUUGUUUCGCAAGGUGCGAGGGGCAUGAAAAAGGAAGGGAGACUCCCUCAAGUGCUUCAGUUCUAGCUGUACCUGCCAUUCUGCUCUCAUGCUUUGGCCCAAAGGGCACCGUUUUGUAUUUUUUGAUAAGCCAUAGCUCUUUUUUUCUUCUUUGUUUGAGAGGGAGCAUUGUUGUCCUUUUAUAUGGCUUUAGUUCCUUCUGGAAGUGAUGGAUGUCUGUAGAACUGUGGCUUUCCAUUGAUAUGGCACUUAAUCUCCAUGCUUCUUCCAAAGCCAACAUGUGUCCAUGUUAUGCGAGUUGCCCAGUUGGUGCAAGGUAAUGGGUCUCUGUCUUUCCAUACCCAAGAUCAAGUCAAUUGUCUCUUGCAGGCUUUUGGGUGGAUUUUCUCCUGAGUAUACAUAUGCCUGGGCUGUAACGUGUUAAAGACCUGGAGCAGGCUGUGAACCGUGUUGUGAGGUGUGACAGUUGCAAACUGGAAUGCUGAGCACAUAGAUCUCAGUCUAAUUGCAUGGUCAUGUGCUGUGAUUCAUGUUCCUCUCCUGAAACUUUUCCAUUGCAAGGAGAGAGGUGCGCCUUAUGGGUACAUAAAUGUGUGCAUGGCCAAUAUGCUCAAUUCUCUCCAUCAGUAAGCAUUGUUUUCUGGCACAGCCUGAUCCCCACAGCUAUCCUUCUCUGGUAUCAUCCUCAUGGUUGGCAUGAGAGUUACAGAAGGUUGGCAUUGCUCCUGACAUACCUUAUACCCRCCUUGCUUUGCUGCAAGACCAUUAUAUUUUUCUGUCCCUUUUAGUAGCAUAGUGGAAAUGGCCCUUCAGUCCUGGUGCAGCCAUGGCAGAGAUGUUGGGGAAAUCCUUCCCUUGGGAMACCAAACCCCACCAUAACGUGGGUCUGCUUAGCUUUGCCAUAAGUGCAUCCCAGGUAGGCUGAGCAAUAGCGYAAGGAGCCACAUUCUUGAAAUGAAGCAGAUCKAAACCAGAUAGGAUGCCUCUUUUCUCUCCCCUCCCGUGCUUCUUCUUCCCUGAAUGAUGCAGGCUGGAAACUGGCCAUUUUCUGCUYCUUCCCAAAGGGUUCCAGCAGUUAACCUGAGAUCCUGAGCACAUGGAUCUCAGUCUAAUUGCAUGGRCAUGUGCUGUAAUUCAUGUGCCUCUCCUGAAACUUUUCCAUUGCAAGGAGAGAGGUGUGCCUUAUGGGUACAUAAAUGUGUGCAUGGCCAAUAUGCUCAAUUCUCCCCAUCAGUAAGCAUUGUUUUCUGGCACGGCCUGACCCCCACAGCCAUCCUUCUCCAUUAUCAUCCUCAUAGCUGGCAUGAGACUUACAGAUUGUUGGCAUUGCUCCUGACGUGCCUUACACCUCCCUUGCUUUGCUGCAAGACCAUUAUAUUUUUCUGUCCCUUUUAGUAGCAUAGUGGAAAUGGCCCUUCAGUCCUGGUGCAGCCAUGGCAGAGAUGUUGGGGAAACACUUCCCUUGGGAGACCAAACCCCACCACAACAUGGGUCUGUUUAGCUUUGACCUAAGUGCAUCCCGGGUAGACCGCGCAAUAGCAGAAGGAGCCACAUUCUUGAAAUGAAGCAGAUCCAAACCAGAUCGGAUGCCACUUUUCUCUCCCCUCCCAUGCUUCUCCUUCCCUGAAUGAUGCAGGCUGGAAACUGGCCAUUUUCUGCUCCUUCCCAAAGGGUUCCAGCAGUUAACUUUUGCAACAUGGAAGGGUGCAGAGGGACCUUUUGUGCCUCUAAUGUUGUGGGGUUACAGUCCCCAUCAAAGUGUGAUGCAGGAUGGUGGGAGUCGCAGUGCCAGAACAUCAAUCAAAAAUAGUUUAUUGUACGGGCCCAAGGCCAUGACAAAAAGCACCACACGCGCACAGUAGUACCCUCGGAGUACAGGCACCAAAGAUGCUAAACAGAAACCAUAAUAUGCUCCCACAACAAAAACAAUGGAAGUUAAUAAUAGUUAAAAUACAUUUUAGGAGAGGAUCCAGUUAACCCAUAGCGUCUCCUUGGCAGUUGAUAGCAAUUUUAUCUAACUCUGUCUUUCUGAUCUUUUUUGCAAAGCGAGCAAAAAGGACUACUUUAUAAGUUACAUACUCAUUUGUGUCACUCAGCAGAAACUGCAUGGUUUCUGCAAUAGAGUUUCCUUUAUGUCAACAAGGGUUUCAGGUGUCUUUCCCUUGGGUCACUAUACAGUGGGCAGACAAACAGAUAAUGCACAAUGUCUUCUACCUGACAUUGACUACAAAUACAUAGUCUGUUUUCCCAGGGAACAUUUUGGUAGCGACCAUCUAACACUGCGAUUGGCAUCACUUGAAAUCGCAGCUCGGUGAAGGCAGUCCUCAAGGAAGGAGGCUUGACUGGCUCUGAAAUGUUCAGUUUUCAAAAAGGGGAACCAUGGGGGAAAAUCUGAGUUCCUGAUUGAUUGCAGGGUCCUACUUGG